UGUCUAGCUAGAAUUAAGUAUAUUAUUUAAUCAUCUCUAUAAGAAUGAAAGACUUGUCUACAAAUAUCUCAAUUAUUUUAAAUUGAUAAAAUGUGUAAACUAAAUGCGCUAUUGAUUAAAGAUAAAUUACAGCAUCACGAUCAAGCUAUUUCUUAUGAAAUACUGCCGUAUGUUUUUAGCUUGAGCCUCCGCCUUUGUCUCCUUCUUUCUCGCAUGUUUUUACUUGGAGUUCCUCCCCCUGCGGCGCUGGGCGGAGUUUCAUACCGAACAAGACGCUCCUUUUGUCGGAUCCGUUCCGACCUGACUCCCCGGGGUUUACGGCUGAAAAAACGACACUUAAAACAGCCCUAAAAUAAUUAAACACGAAUACCUUGAUUUGUAGUAACAACGCUGGUUUCUAACUGCCACGAAAGAAUCUCUAGAAGCCGGGUCAGUUGAGCUGCCCACAGACGCUGCACCAUGAACGGCAGCAGCAGUGUGUCCUCUGCCUCACAGACCAUCCAGAUAAAAACAGAACCAGUUGUGGAUGCUUGGAGUAAGGAGGACUGCCUCACUCUUUUGGAGAGGAUUCGGAGCCUGUUGCCUGAUGGUGAUGCCAUGAAAUACAAAACCACAGAGUCCCACUUUGACUGGGAGAAGGUCUGCUUCGGAGGCUUCACCGGUGACAUGUGCAAACAGAAGUGGGCGAAGGUGUCCACCGAGGUGCGGAAGUUUAGGACUAUGACCGAGCUCAUAGUUGAUGCCAUUGAGUUUGUGAAGAACCCUUACAAAGGGAAGAAAUUGAAGACACAUCCAGACUUCCCAAAGAAACCCCUUACACCGUAUUUCCGGUUCUUCAUGGAGAAACGAGCCAAGUAUGCCAAGAUCCACCCGGAGAUGAGCAACCUUGACCUCACCAAGAUUCUGUCCAAGAAAUACAAGGAACUCCCAGACAAGAAAAAGCAAAAGUACAUCACAGAGUUUCAGCGAGAGAAGGAGUCCUUUGAGAAGAAUAUGGCCCGAUUCAAAGAGGACUACCCGGAGUUGAUAGAGGAGAGAAAGAAGUCGGACCUCCCUGAGAAGCCCAAGACACCCCAGCAGCUGUGGUACAACCAUGAGAAGAAGACUUACAUGAAGCUCCACCCUGAUGUGAGCCAGAAGGAGCUGAAGGAAGCUCUGAGGAGACAGUGGUCCCAGCUGUCAGACAAGAAGAGACUUAAGUGGAUCAGCAAGGCCCUGGAGCUGCAGAAAGACUAUGUGGGUUGUAUGAGAGUCUACCAAGAGGCCCAUCCAGACGCUGAAGAGCACGUCAAGUCCGUCCUCACCAAAGCCGAGCGGCAGCUCAAGGACAAGUUCGACGGCAGGCCAACCAAACCACCGCCGAACGGUUACUCCCUAUACUGUGCCGAGCUGAUGGUGAACAUGAAGGAUGUUCCCAGUACGGAGCGUAUGGUGCUGUGCAGUAAGCAGUGGAAGGUGAUGACGCAGAAGGAGAAGGACAUGUUUCAGAAACGCUGCGAGCAGAAAAAGAAGCAGUACGAAAUUGACCUACAGAGGUUUCUCGAGAGCCUCCCGGAGGAGGAGAGGGACCGGGUGAUGACGGAGGAGAAGCUGGGGGGCUCGCGGCUGGGCAUGGGGGGUGUUGGCAGCCCUCACAGAUCCAAGUCCCCGUCCGCCAAGGUGGGUCUCACAAAACUACAACAGGAGCGCUGUCGCGAAGCUGAGCAGGGGCACUGGGUACACUCCGGCCUGACGGCGAAAGAGAAGCGCGACGGUAAGAAGAGGACCAAACUCCCUGAGACACCCAAGACUGCCGAGGAGAUGUGGCAACAAGGCGUCGUAGGAGACUACCUGGCCAAGUACAGGAGUGACCGUAAGAAGACCCAGAGCGCCAUGGAGUCAGCCUGGAAGGCCAUGGAGAAGAAGGAGAAGAUCCCUUGGAUCAAGAAGGCGGCUGAAGACCAGAAGCGAUACGAGGUUCAGUACCGGCCCGUGAGGGAAUUGUUGGAGAUGAGAACAGCCCAGGCAGGAGCAGGCCAGAGGAAACCCAAGUUUGAAGGGGAGCCCAGGAAGCCACCAGUGAGUGGCUACCAGAUGUUCUCCCAGGAGUUGCUGACCAACGGCGAGCUGAACCACUUCAGCCUGAAGGAGCGGAUGGUGGAGAUCGGCAAGCGCUGGCACAAGCUCAGCCAGAGUCACAAGGACAAGUACAAGAAGCUGGUGGAGGAACUGCAGAUUGAGUACAAGGCCGAGCUGGAGGCCUGGGUCAAGUCUCUCUCUCCCCAGGAACGAGCGGUUUAUAAAGAGUUCUCCACCACGAAACGGCGGAGCACCACCAAGGCGCGGGGCCCGGGAGCCAAGGUUCGCGUGACUACAGUGAAGGGGAAGGCGGUAGGUGCCAGAGCCGCAGCAGCAGGGUCGGGGGGCAAGCGGGCCAUGGCGUACCGGGCCAAGCAGGAUACGUCUGACUCAGAUGACGAUGACAAGACGGACUCGUCAGAUUCCGACGACGAAUCAUCCGGCAGCUCCGACAGCGAAGAUGAUAAUGACGAUGAUGACGACGACCAAUCUGAGGGCUCCAGCAGCUCUUCCUCAGAGGACAGCAGUGACUCGGACACAGACUAGCCCCCCCACCCCAUCCUCCACCCCCCAAAAGAGGAGGGUCUGUGCGGGACACGCUUCCUCGUGAGUCAGGAGCAGUCAUGGUGGCGUCAUCAAAACGCUUGCACGUUGGCUCCUCCCACCUCUUUCUCGCAAGGGGAAAUGAGAGACGGAGAGAAUAAAUAAACGGAGGAGUUUUGCUCCACCUCCAGUUGUUGACCUGGAGAACUUUUACUCAAAAAAAACGGGACAAGUUCUCAUUUACAGGGCUUUGUUACGUGUUCAAUAUUAUUAUUUUUUUUGCCUUUAUAUUAGGUGUUAUUACGAACAUUUUCAUUAUUUUUUAAACUUUGAGAAAGACAUUUUAAACUUUAGCCGAUUUGAGGUUUUUUUUGAACAAGUCUGACUUGGAGGGGUAUAUUGAGGAGUUUGACGUUUUUUGUCCAUGAGUCUCUGACAGUCCGUGCAGAGGGAGGACCGUUGCUGCUUUCCCUCCAUUGAAACAUCUGGUCAAACCCUCCAAUAAAAUGCACUUUUUUCUCUUGUA
This is a messenger RNA of Oncorhynchus tshawytscha (Chinook salmon), 3127 nucleotides long. It is a transcript of the gene ubtfl, whose product is annotated as upstream binding transcription factor, like. Lineage: Eukaryota; Metazoa; Chordata; Actinopteri; Salmoniformes; Salmonidae. The record is from RefSeq and is a predicted model, not a curated record.